Molecule: messenger RNA, 1008 nt
Organism: Aspergillus calidoustus
Lineage: Eukaryota; Fungi; Ascomycota; Eurotiomycetes; Eurotiales; Aspergillaceae
Source: the annotation of a GenBank genome assembly
AUGGCUUCCGACCCAAUCAUCGCGACAGAUGAUGAAAUUGUCAUCGUAUGCGAUUCGAGAUCAACCGGAAUCGCCGUCAGGCAGCUUUGCGAUGGGAUUCACGAGCGGACAGUCCGGACACCAGACUCCAAGAAAUUCUCGUACGCAAUAGGCAAGAUCGGACGGCACAGAGUAUUCCUGGCAGAUCGUGAUCAGGGAGACCUUGUCAUGGAUCACUAUAUGCACAUCGAUACGUUGGCACAGUACUUCAAGGCAGUCAAGCUGGUUCUACUCGUUGGCCGCUGCGCGGCGGUCCCUUUUGCGGAAAAUCACGACGUCACGUCGGAUACUAGCAUUGUUCUCGGCGACGUCAUUGUUGGAAGUGAUAUCGUCGAGGAACCUGACUUCGACCAUGAUAGCAGCCCGAAUGCAAAGUCGCAGGACCGAAAGCUCGACAGAGAAUUCGAGGGCCGGCGCCUUCGUGCUCGGGCAUUUGUCGAGGAGUUGGAGUCACAAAAAGAGCAGUUCCAGGAAGCUACAACCCAAGGUCUGGCUGCCACGCUUGAGCACCCGUUGUGCAAGGGGUACCAGCAGCUCAGGACGGAGGCCCGCAAGAUAUUCCCAGCGGAUUACUUACACAAACACCGUGAUAGUCAAUGUAGUGAAUGCGAGGAUGGUCUUGAACCAUGCCGCAAAGCAACAUAUUUCUCCUCAUGCGAGGGGCUAGAAUGUGAGACUAGCUAUAUGAAGCCCCACGAUUGCCACCAACGACUGGAGCAACACCCUGCUGUUCACUUUGGUUCUAUCCACGUGGGAAAUGCUUCGUGGACUCCGCAGUCUCGGGACCAGCUCUCCAAGACGCACGGUGUAAUUGGUUUUGAGUCGCGAGCUGCAGGGCCUUUUCACUAUCUGCCCGUAAUUAUGGUGCAAAGAGUAGCUCAUCAUAUGGAUGGGCACAGGUUUAGCUCUUGGGCAGCAUACGCAGGGCUAGCUGCAGCUUCUGCAGCAGUAUGCCUCCUAGAUCGUUGA